AUGAUCAGACCAGACCUCUUGAAGGACAUUCAGGCCAGUCUCCAUCCCGCUCCCACUGAUAAUCGUCUUAAAGGUCUCCAUGAGACACACAGAGAAGGUGUUUCUGAAUCUACAAGAACUAUAGAGGAUCAGACUUCUCCUGGAGAUCCACAAACCAGAGCUGUUGGCUUUGAGACUCGAUACACAGAGGUGAUGGUCUUUAAACAAUUCAAAAGAACCUACAGUGAGACUCACCAUGAACUGGAGAAGAUGGGGAGACAACAUGCAGAGCUAAUAAAGGUGUGGACAAAAGAGAAAUGUGAGCGAAUCUGGACUGAGCAGCUUUUAGGAGGAGUCCAGGAAUUCAGGGAGCUUAACCUACUAGACACAGAGACAGAGCCACAGAUGCCUCUGACCAGGCUGAUUUCUGGUCAGAAGGACAUUACUGAAGGGCUGCACAGUCCUGAUACAACCAGACCAACAGCCCUGGAGACCCUGGACAUGGAGAGAGUUGAUCGAUUUGCAGAGAUCCUGGGGUUCUUCCCUGAACAAAGGCUGAUGUACUUUAAGAAGUUCUUUGGUGAUGCUGAUCAGGGCUCUGAGGCUUUUCAGUAUGUGGAGGAGAACGCCAUCCUGUACACCAUGUGCUUCAACCCCUCAUACUGCUGGAUUAUCUGCUCUGUACUGAAAAGCCACUUCAUGACACCUGAGGAAGAGAGAGGAGCUGCACCCAGAACUGUCACUGAGCUCUUUGUGAUGUUCCUUCACAACAUCCUCACCAAACACAAACGAGAAGCUGAGGAUCUAUGGGAUUUUCUGGUCAAACUUGGGAAAAUGGCUCAUCAUGGGGUGGUGAACAGGACUCUUGUGUUUUAUGAAAAUCAAGACAUGUCCACCUUUGGUCUCCAGCCAGUCCUGUCCUCUCCAUUCCUCUCAGGGUUCCUCAAAGAAAUCCUUCAGAGAGAAAGCACUCUGGAGCACACAACAUACACAUUCUACCACCUCACCCUGCAGGAGUUCAUGGCCGCCUGCUCCUUCUACCUCGAUCCAUCAGGAGACAUUGAGGAGCUGCUUGUGAAGUUGGAGUUGUGUAAAGAUGGCCGGUUUGAGAUUCUCACUCGAUUCCUGGCAGGACUGGCCAGGGAUUCUGUGUUUAAAACACUGGGGGGAGUCAUGGGGAGUUUAAGAGGAAGACAGCAAAGCAGAUACUAGAGUGGGUAAAGAAGAAAGCUGAAGCAGGCACUACUGAGGACGAGAUAAAAGUGAAACUCUGCGAGUGUGUCGGUGGCUCUAUGAAACUCAGAAUGACAAAUUAAUCAGAGACGCCAUUGGGAAGGAUUUAAAGAUGGACUUUAGUAAGAUGACUUUAUCUCCUCUGGACUGUG
Polypterus senegalus (gray bichir) is the source of this 1364-nucleotide messenger RNA. Its product is annotated as NACHT, LRR and PYD domains-containing protein 3-like. Gene Ontology annotation, cellular component: cytoplasm. Bases 1 to 1191 code for a protein of 396 amino acids. The transcript has 5 exons. The record is from RefSeq and is a predicted model, not a curated record. NCBI's taxonomy places the organism in Eukaryota, Metazoa, Chordata, Cladistia, Polypteriformes, Polypteridae.